Molecule: messenger RNA, 2723 nt
Organism: Pseudo-nitzschia multistriata
Lineage: Eukaryota; Bacillariophyta; Bacillariophyceae; Bacillariales; Bacillariaceae
Source: the annotation of a GenBank genome assembly
CUCCGAUUGUCCAAGACACGGAGAUUUUGAAGAACUCGGCAGAAGCAGCAAAGGUACGAUGAAAACGUAAUGUACGGUAUGACUAUGAUUGAAAGAUGGUCGCUAAUCUUUCACAGAGCUACCCCUCUCACUUCGUUGCGUCGAGACGUCCCCAAAUCAUCCAAUAAUAACAUAUCAACGGAACGAUAUCGCAGGAACUGCAAACCAGGACGAUUAUCGUUACUCCAGAGAGCUCUUUCCAUUGCUACUGUGCACAAGAGAGAGAACCAAAGCGAUAUAAUCGGAAGCAAUCAUGCGACUUUCGGCUUUUGCACUGGCUUCGGCCGUAGGUGGAGGAAUCGUAACCACAUCGUCGGCAGCCGACAAAACCAACGAUGCGAGGAAUGUCAGCACUAACACUGCAGGAUCGAACAACAUAAUUCAGAGUAGCAACAACCACAUGAAAACGCUCCACGCUUUUUCACCACUUCCGAAGCAUUCGUUGAAGAAACUUGUGAAUGGGGGCGAAGAAUUUGCAGAAGAAACAAAGUCACUCUCUCAGAAGAAAAUAUUCGAGACCUGCCACUUAUUGUCGUCGUCUUCCCACAACCCAGAUCUGGGUGUCCUUGGUAGAAAGACGAGGUCUUGUUCCUCCAAUGAUGACGUUUGUAUUCUACCAAACGUAAUUGGAUAUGAUGCGCUCUCGUUGUCCUCAGCAUAUGCUAACACGGAUGACGAAAUCCUCAACGACGAUGCAGCCUUGGGAAUCUGCUAUCCCCGAGCCAAACUACAUUCGUCUUACUGGCAGGGCAUCGACGAUGAUGGCACGUUCCAUCUAGUUGAUAACAGAAACUUUUUUCACCAUAAUAGUAGAAAAGAGAACAAUCAGGCAUUCCAAAAGAUUCACAGCCGAUUCCGAGAUCUCCAAGUAGAAUCCAGCGUUAGUUUCGGAGUAGAAUCAGGCGGCCAAAGCAGCAGUUUGAAUAAUGACCAUAGGAACAACGACGAAGCCUGGGACAAUCUACCACCGUAUUCGAUGGACCGGGGCACUUAUUUCAACGAGGAAACGCCCACUACCAUUGACCAAUGCGAAUCUUACUGCCAAGAUUUCGGUAGACCUCUGGUCCGGCUUGGUCAGGAUCUAAUUGACAACCAGCAGAAUUUGACGCAAAUACCUUCAACAUUCACAGAACUACUCAGCUUGUGCAUGGAUUCCUAUAUCAUGAUAUAUAGCUGGGGUUUGAGUUCGUAUCCUUCGUGGUGUCCGAUCGAUCUGAGUAUUCCGAUGAACUGUUGGGACACAUCUCUGAUCACCGAUAUGUCAGAAGCCUUUGCGGGACGGAAAAAGUUCAAUUGGCGAUUGAAUUGCUGGGACACCUCGAGUGUCACGGACAUGUCCGAAAUGUUCGAGGUACGUUCUCAAUUGUUGUGUUCGAUGAAUUAAUUUUUGAUAGUAUAGUUAGUCGUGCCAUGGGUUGCGCGCUUAUCCGCCGAGUCCUGUGCUUUUCGCGCCGGCAGUCAGUCUCUGCCCUCAGAACAACCAUCACUAAUAUCUUCAGUUGUUCUUGAAUUCAUGUGACGUAACCCAAUAACUUAUCACAUCGUACACGACCAACAGUACGCUAGCAGUUUCAACCAAGACAUAGGGUUGUGGGAUACCUCUCAAGUCACGGACAUGAAUCAAAUGUUUUACAUCGCAUCCUCCUUCCACCAGCACUCAAUCGCAAAUUGGAACACAAGCAGCGUGACAGACAUGAGCCUGAUGUUCAGUGUAGCCCGGCUAUUUGACGGGCCGAUUGGAGGCUGGGAUACGAGUCGUGUCACCGAUAUGUCCAACAUGUUUUUCGCAGCACGCAGUUUCAAUCAUCCCAUCGGAUACUGGGACGUCUCAUCUGUCGAGAACCUGUAUGGUAUCUUCAUUCAGGCAAAUACUUUCGACCAAGACCUUUCGUCAUGGAACACUUCUAGCGUACGCAAUACGCAGUACACCUUCCGAAAUGCAUAUUCAUUCAACCAACCCCUCGACUCGUGGGAUGUGUCGAGUGUGACAAAUAUGGCCAGCAUGUUUUCUGGUGCCAAGGCCUUCAAUCAGCCAUUAGAAAGUACAACGAAGACGAGAACGCCUGGAUUUAAUUUGGUAGGAAGCAGUAGCAAGGAUAAGAAGAAAGAUAAGAACAAAGACCGCUUCUGGGAUAUCUCGUCCGUCACCAACAUGAAACAUAUGUUUUCUAUGGCCAAUAGUUUCAACCAAUGCCUUGGAAGCUGGGCAGCAAGUUUGAGCAGCCACGAAGACGCCGGCGAGGAUUCUACCCUUCACAUGUUCCGUCGUACCUCCUGUCCGAACCACAAACAGAACACGGAGAACGACAACAGUAGCACCACACCACCGUUGGCAGACAAUGGAACGCCACCCUUUAAUAAGGGACCAUGGUGCCAGAGUAACUCCGAUGGUUGCUAUGAUGUGGAACCCUACAUUAGAUCAGAUGGAAAUCUCGCCUUCACUAGGGAAGCUGGUAUCCCAGGAGGCACGACGAAAACGAUGGAAAUCAAGAGCAGAAAGAGCGGGAAAAACAGUAAGAGCGAUAAGAGUGACAAGAGUGGAAAGAGUGACAAGAGUGGAAAAAGCUCCAAGAGUGGAAAAAGCUCCAAGAGUGGCAAGAGCUACAAAAGUUUCCACAAGACAUCCUCCAAGAGCCAGAAACGACACCUACGAUCAUAUUGAGGAAUGAAGCCAAUACAUACCA